AUGGUUUUUCUGUUCUUCAUCAAUCACUUGUGCAACAAACAUACUUUCGAUUCAAACAGAAACCCACUUCGUCUAAUUUUUAACCAUCUUCAAGAUUUAAUUAUGAGUUUCAGAAGCAGAGCAUGGAUGGUGGCCGGAACUGUCGGAGUUGUGGAAGCCCUCAAAGAUCAAGUCUUUGCACGAUGGAACACCACCAUCAGGGCAGUCCACCACCACGCCAAGUCCAAUCUCCGAUCAAUUUCUCAGAUCAAGAAGUUAUCUUCGCCGGCAGCCAUGACUUCAGGCGGAAGUUUAGAAGAAAGGGCGCAGCAAUCAGAUGAAUCGUUGAGAAAAGUCAUGUAUUUGAGCUGUUGGGGUCCCAAUUGA
Molecule: messenger RNA, 366 nt
Organism: Lactuca virosa
Lineage: Eukaryota; Viridiplantae; Streptophyta; Magnoliopsida; Asterales; Asteraceae
Source: the annotation of a GenBank genome assembly